UUGGCUUUCCCUUUGUAUUUUUGAGCCUUCUUACCCUGAGGAUCUUUAUGGUGGCCUUGUUUGAUUUAGCCUGUUUUUGAAUUUGCCUUCUAAAUGGAGACAGGCCAUGGGCUAAAGAGAACAAUUUGGUGCUAAACUGAAAGAUAGAUUAGCCCAAAGGCUAGAUUUAUAAGGGGAAAUUUAGGGGCAAGGGAGUUGAUUAUUGAUUAAUACUGAUUGCUGUACAUAUAUUUAUGCACAUAGAUUCCCGGGUCUCAAAUUGCCCAAUAGAAUAUACCAUUCAAAGCCUCCUCGCUCUUCUACUAUAGUGGUUUUGUUUUUAAACCUUGAGUGACGCUUCACCUUUCUAAAUCAGAUUCCCUUUUGUAAAGGGGAUAAUGAUUGCUGAUGUUACUUCACACAGGGCUAUUUUCAAGAGGAAUCAACUGGGUAGCAUGAGUACUAUUCCAGAUCUUAUUUUGAUCUGUCAAGCUGAAGAUGUGAGCAAAUUCCAAUUAAGAUUAGACCAAAGACUUCUGAGACUUUCAGGAAUUCAGGGAUGAGAAAGCAGAGUGGGUCAGCUCUGUUGUCUGGAACUUCCGUUUAACUUAGAUGCCUCAGGACAAGGGUUACUCAGCUGGAAUCCCCUCCACUACUGACUCACUAUGUGAACCUGAGUGAGUCACAAAACAUAGUUGGACUUCCAGCAAAGAACACCUGACCUGGUUUCCUUACCAGAGGAAUGUUUCAAAAAGUGAGUAUGCUAUAGAAAUGGUUAGCUCUUAGCAGUGUUCGGAAUUGUGGGCCAGGAGUGGUGGCUCACACCUGUAAUCCCAGCACUUUGGGAGACCAAGGUGGGAGGAUCGUUUGAGGCCAGGAGUUCAAGACCACCCCAGGCUACAUGACAAGACUCUGUCUCUAAAAAAAAUAAAAUUAGUUGGGCAUGGUGGUGUGUGUGCAUAGUCCCAGCUACUCAAGAGGCCUAAGCAAGAGGAUUGCUUGAGCCUAGGAGCUGAAGGCUGCAGCGAGCCAUGAUUGUGCCACUGCACUCCAGCCUGGGCAACAGAGCAAGAAAAAAAAGGUUCUCAAUCAAAGGUUUAUCAUAGAAGCCAUGUUGUGCAUAAAAGAGAAUAUCAACUUCCAGUUCAAGAUAAGGGUGAUGAACAAUCUCUUCUUUUUUUUUUUUUUUUUUUUGAGACAGAGUCUCGGUCUGUCCCCCAGACUGGAGUGCAGUGGGGCACGAUCUGCAAGCUCCACCUCCCGGGUUCAUGCCAUUCUCCUUCCUCAGCCUCCCAAGUAGUUAGGACCACAGGCACCCGCCACCAUGCCCAACUAAUUUUUUUUUUGUAUUUUCAGUUGAGACGGGGUUUCACCGUGUUAGCCAGGAUGGUCUCGAUCUCCUGACCUCGUGAUAAGCCUGCCUCGGCCUCCCAAAGUGCUGGGAUUACAGACGUGAGCCACCGCGCCCGGCCUGAACAAUCUUCCACAUCCCAAAAUCCCGUUGAAAUAGUAAAAAAUGUUUUAAUUUCAAAAAAAAUUCUCAAAAACAUAAAACAGGAACCAGUUACCUCAACAUUCGAUAGAUCUGUGGAAUCUACAACAUUCAAAUAACUGAUUUUCUCAACAGAACCCAAAGUUAACAGAGGUCUGGAGAAUUAAAUAUUGGAAUAAUUAAGCAAAGGCCUGCAGAGUAUCUGCUCUUUUUAGAUGUUUCAUCUUUAGCUCAGUUUUGUUAAUUUGUAUUUCCAGAAAAUUGUUCCAGAUUUUUUGUUAUUCAAAUAACCAGUCCUUAGACGUAUUAAUCAAUUUUACUGGAGUUCUGUAUAAUCUUAAUUUCUGCUUUAAAUGUUCAUUUCUUAGGCUUUCCUAAGGAUUUGUUAAACCUUGUAUUGGUUGGGCACGAUGGCUCACGCCUGUAAUCCCAGCACCUCGGGAGGCUGAGGAGGGAGAAUCCCUUGAGCCCAGGAGUUUAAGACCAGCCUAGGCAACAUAGGGAGACCUUGUCUCCUAAAAAAUGAACAAAAAUUAGCUGGGUGGUGUGCACCUUUAGUUCCAGCUAUUCAGGAGGCUGAGGUGGCAGGAUGGCUGUAGGGUAUUUUGGUAGUUGUUCUUUAACAAGUUAAGGACAGUUCCCCUCUACUAGCUUGAAUAAGUGAAUGUUGGAUUUCUGAGGCUUCAGUUUGAAAUGAUGUGAAACGCUUGUGUGUUAGGAAGGUGGUUGGAGAUAAGCAGAGUACCUGGGAGAGGGGACGGGUGGAGAAAGUGCAGGGAAUCACUGGCAUAUCCACGAUGCCCAAAGUCAUGGCUAUGGAUGUGAUUGCCAGGGAAGUAUGUGCUGCUGUUGGUCAGGCAACUGGUCAGCUUGAACAAAAAUAAUCAAAACUCUGUGCAUGAUAAAUACCUGUGACCUGAGGAUAGCCUGGCUACCUUACUGGGACCACAGUGUAAAUAUUGUUGAUGACCUGUGUACCUGAGGCACCGUGCUAGACAGUGCCUUGCACUAUCAUGUUAUCUGAUUUAAAUCCUUGCAGUUUUCAAGAUGAGUACUGUUAAUCCCAUUACCAGAUUGAGAGAACAGAAACCCGGAGAGUUUAAGUAUCUUACCCAAGUGAGAGCGCUCAUAAGACAGGGCCGAAAGUGACUGAAUGCUUGCCCUCCUCUCCCACACUGCCCACAGUGUUUGGGCAAGGUGAAAAAACAGGCUCAGAUGGGAAUGACUGCAGGGAGUCUGAGGAGAGGAUGUGGGCUCCAUCUUCUGCUCCACUGGGUCAUCUGGAGUGGCCUGAGGCUCAGCACUACUCCCACCAGGAGGGAAGGGCUCGCUUGACCCAAAGUGCCUAGCCUGGAGUGUCUAGUCCCGCACUGCAAGGAGAGCUGCAGGUCUAAGGCGAACCUCCACCUCCAGAAUUCAGGCAAUGGUGGCUAAGAUGAGAGGACAGUUAUCCAUCCACUGACCCUGGCCCCUCACACUCUUAAGCCCUGGUUUUCCACAUACCCUGACCCAGCAUACCUGUACUCUCCAACACCCGAGGAUGGGCCUGAGCUGAGUCUGUGUGCUGCUUUACAGAGUUUGAAUAAUUCAAGCCCCAGAGGCCCGAGGUAUCAGUUUCCGUUGCUCUGUUGUCAUAGGCACGGUGUAAUUAAGCUAAUGAAAGGGCAAAGAGGGAGGGGCUGCGGUCCUGUGCCUCGGACGACUCUGGGCUGAUCAAGGGAGGAGUCCCUGGUCCCUGUUCUGCUGAGAGAGCAGCAGGCCCAUCUAGAGUCCAGGUGUGGGGAAUGGAAGAAGGAAGGAAUGAGGGAUGAAACAGAAGUAGGAGAAAGGGAGAGAGAGUGGAAAGAGGCGGGCAGGGGACGAUCAGAGUCAGGGAGGCAGAGAGACCCAAGAAAGUUACAGACGGAAAGAGAAGGAAGCAGAAACAGAGUGAAAGGCAAAGCAGGUGGGGAGCAUAGGAAAGGGCAGAGGCAGAGGCCAGAAGAGGCAAGGACCAGCAGAGAAGAAGAAAGACCAAGUACUAAAAUCCAGGGGCAGGCACAAAUUGGAGGGUCAGAAGACUGGAGGGGCUGCAGGGCUCCCUGGAGGGUGGCUGGACCCACCAGAGAUCUGUCUUACUUCUGACUUCUAGGUACUGUCCACACCAUCCUUGCCAGCUGGGCCUAAUUUUGCCCUAGGUCUGGCCAGGAGGCCUCACAUCCAGAGACCUGCCCCCACUCUUGCAGUGCCAGGGCCAUGGGGCUCCGGAGCCACCACCUCAGCCUGGGCCUUCUGCUUCUGUUUCUACUCCCUGCAGAGUGCCUGGGAGCUGAGGGCCGGCUGGCUCUCAAGCUGUUCCGUGACCUCUUUGCCAACUACACAAGUGCCCUGAGACCUGUGGCAGACACAGACCAGACUCUGAAUGUGACCCUGGAGGUGACACUGUCCCAGAUCAUCGACAUGGAUGAACGGAACCAGGUGCUGACCCUGUAUCUGUGGAUACGGCAGGAGUGGACAGAUGCCUACCUACGAUGGGACCCCAAUGCCUAUGGUGGCCUGGAUGCCAUCCGCAUCCCCAGCAGUCUUGUGUGGCGGCCAGACAUCGUACUCUAUAACAAAGCCGACGCGCAGCCUCCAGGUUCCGCCAGCACCAACGUGGUCCUGCGCCACGAUGGCGCCGUGCGCUGGGACGCGCCGGCCAUCACGCGCAGCUCGUGCCACGUGGAUGUAGCAGCCUUCCCGUUCGACGCCCAGCACUGCGGCCUGACGUUCGGCUCCUGGACUCACGGCGGGCACCAACUGGAUGUGCGGCCGCGCGGCGCUGCAGCCAGCCUGGCGGACUUCGUGGAGAACGUGGAGUGGCGCGUGCUGGGAAUGCCGGCGCGGCGGCGCGUGCUCACCUACGGCUGCUGCUCCGAGCCCUACCCCGACGUCACCUUCACGCUGCUGCUGCGCCGCCGUGCCGCCGCCUACGUGUGCAACCUGCUGCUGCCCUGCGUGCUCAUCUCGCUGCUUGCGCCGCUCGCCUUCCACCUGCCUGCCGACUCAGGCGAGAAGGUGUCGCUGGGCGUCACCGUGCUGCUGGCGCUCACCGUCUUCCAGUUGCUGCUGGCCGAGAGCAUGCCACCGGCCGAAAGCGUGCCGCUCAUCGGGAAGUACUACAUGGCCACUAUGACCAUGGUCACAUUCUCAACAGCACUCACCAUCCUUAUCAUGAACCUGCAUUACUGUGGUCCCAGUGCCCGCCCAGUGCCAGCCUGGGCUAGGGCCCUCCUGCUGGGACACCUGGCACGGGGUCUGUGCGUGCAGGAAAGAGGGGAGCCCUGUGGGCAGUCCAGGCCACCUGAGUUAUCUCCUAGCCCCCAGUCGCCUGAAGGAGGGGCUGGCCCCCCAGCGGGCCCUUGCCACGAGCCACGAUGUCUGUGCCGCCAGGAAGCCCUACUGCACCACGUAGCCACCAUUGCCAAUACCUUCCGCAGCCACCGAGCUGCCCAGCGCUGCCAUGAGGACUGGAAGCGCCUGGCCCGUGUGAUGGACCGCUUCUUCCUGGGCAUCUUCUUCUCCAUGGCCCUGGUCAUGAGCCUCCUGGUGCUGGUGCAGGCCCUGUGAGGGCUGGGACUAAGUCACAGGGAUCUGCUGCAGCCACAGCUCCUCCAGAAAGGGACAGCCACGGCCAAGUGGUUGCUGGUCUUUGGGCCAGCCAGUCUCUUCCCCACUGCUCCUAAGAUCCUGGGACACUUGACUUCACAAUCCACAAGGAAGCACUCAUUGUCUACACACCCUAACUAAAGGAAGUCCAGAGCCUGCCACUCCCCUAAUUCCAAAAAAAAUGAGGAACUCUACAAAGGCCAAGAUCUGUCUUGGAGGGACAGAAUUGUUUGUGCUGGGUAUUAGAGCUCUCAGUGGGGAGCACAUGGGUUAUAGUGAGAAACUGAACUGAACUGCUGCAUUUCCUGUCUUCCUUCCUAGGUGGCUGCUUUGCAGGGCUUUGGCUCUUACCUUUCCCUGCUGAGGGGCUCAGGGAAAAGGGUCGGGGAUUCUCAGUCGAGUUUCCAGAGCAGGAGGCCCUACAGACAUUUGGCCCCAAAUCCCUGACUCAAUAAAGUAAGCGUGUACCUAGCCCUCCUC
Messenger RNA from Gorilla gorilla gorilla (western lowland gorilla), 5578 nucleotides. RefSeq names its product cholinergic receptor nicotinic alpha 10 subunit (gene CHRNA10). Gene Ontology annotation, molecular function: transmembrane signaling receptor activity; acetylcholine-gated monoatomic cation-selective channel activity. Bases 3707 to 5059 code for a protein of 450 amino acids. NCBI's taxonomy places the organism in Eukaryota, Metazoa, Chordata, Mammalia, Primates, Hominidae. Gene Ontology annotation, biological process: monoatomic ion transmembrane transport. The record is from RefSeq and is a predicted model, not a curated record. The transcript has 5 exons. Gene Ontology annotation, cellular component: postsynaptic membrane.